CAUUAAAUGAAUGGACUAGGAAUGAUGUCUCACAUCUCCGAAAGAACGAUGAAAGGUGUUUCAUUGUUCGUCGACAAAGUUUUCGCCUGUGAUUUUUUCUCAUCCAUCAGCAUACAGCUUGUGCAAUCAUAACCGAAACGUCCGAAAUGGAAUUCUGAAAAAUAUAGUGCAAGUGCCGCCGUUGUUCGGCGAGGAGGAGCGGGCGGCCACGGUGCAGGCGAACCGCGACGGCACCGUCGAGUGCCACGCCGACGCGCGCCCGCCGCCCACCUACACCUGGAUCUACCAGCGCACGGGCCAAGACCUGGCCAAGCAAGGCGGCCGCUUCAACGUGGACGGCAUCACGGGCGCGCUGCACGUGUCGCCGGUGCAGGCGGACGACGAGGGUCUGUACUGGUGCGUGGCGAGCAACCCGAGCGGCGAGACGCGCCAGCAGGUGCGGCUGGCGGUGCAGGUGCCGCCGCGCGCCAAGGUGGUGCGCAACGA
Molecule: messenger RNA, 486 nt
Organism: Gryllus bimaculatus (two-spotted cricket)
Lineage: Eukaryota; Metazoa; Arthropoda; Insecta; Orthoptera; Gryllidae
Source: the annotation of a GenBank genome assembly